Messenger RNA from Scomber scombrus (Atlantic mackerel), 2232 nucleotides. RefSeq names its product CDC-like kinase 4a (gene clk4a). The record is from RefSeq and is a predicted model, not a curated record. Gene Ontology annotation, biological process: regulation of RNA splicing; protein phosphorylation. The transcript has 14 exons. Lineage: Eukaryota; Metazoa; Chordata; Actinopteri; Scombriformes; Scombridae. Bases 193 to 1701 code for a protein of 502 amino acids. Gene Ontology annotation, cellular component: nucleus. Gene Ontology annotation, molecular function: ATP binding; protein tyrosine kinase activity.
CUAGAGAAGCUCGCCAUCUUUGGAUACGACAGGGCACAGACAUUUGGACGAUUGCUUUGUUCACAUUUUUCACAAAACUACACGAUUUAGUUUCUUGGACCCUAAAGCAGUUCAACGAAGACUGCAGACACGUGUAAUGCAUAACAGUGUCUUUCUUGCGAGGGAUAUAUACAAAAAAGAAUCACAUUUGUAAUGAUGCGCCAGUCCAAGCGAAUGCACUCACCAGGUGUCUGGCUUGAUGAGUAUAGCUGGGAAGAGAGAAUGGAGCGUCGGAAGAGAAAGAAAAGAGAUUCACACAGCAGUGAAAGAGAAAAUAAGUCCAGAAGAACCAAUCGUCACCACAACACAUAUGAGGGGCACUUCUUGGAGACCCGUAGUUUGAACCAGAGGCUGGACUCUCGGGAAAGACCGACCCAAGACUGCAGUUUGGACAUGGCCUGUGAGGAGAGCAACCGUGAUGGAACCUGCAAAGAAAGAGACCGCGACUGGCACCACUACAGCAAGUCAUCCGGGCGUAGUGGUCGCAGCAGGCGGAGCAGCCGCAGGCGCCCAGACAAACGACGCAGACGUAGCCACUCUCGCCACAGGUCCUCCUCGAGGAGGAGCCAUCACCGCAGGAGCAGGAAAAGAUCCAGGAGUGUUGAGGAUGAUGGCGAGGGUCACCUCAUCUAUCACAGUGGAGACAUGCUGAGAGCGAGAUAUGAGAUUGUGUGUACUCUAGGAGAGGGUGCCUUUGGGAAGGUCGUCGAAUGCAUUGAUCACUCAAAUGAUGGAGCUCGAGUGGCUCUGAAGAUCAUUAAAAACAUAGACCGCUACCGUGAGGCAGCUGUGUCAGAGGUAGAGGUGCUUCAACAGUUGAAAACCCUCGACUCUGAUAGGCGAUAUGCGUGUGUGCGCAUGCUGGACUGGUUCGACUUUCACGGCCACAUUUGUAUUGCCUUUGAGUUGCUCGGCCUCAGCACGUACGAUUUCCUCAAGGAGAACAACUUCCAACCUUUCCCCGUCAAACACAUCAGGCACAUGUCGUACCAGAUCAUCCGAGCAAUCCGAUUUCUGCAUAAAAACAAGCUUACGCACACAGACCUGAAGCCUGAGAAUAUUCUCUUCAUUGAUUCAGACUACGACAUGGAGUACAACCUAAAAAUGAAACGGGAUGAACGAACAUUGAAGAACGCAGAUGUGAAAAUAGUGGACUUUGGUAAUGCCACAUACGAACAUGAGCACCACACCUCUGUUGUGUCUACACGUCAUUACCGUGCUCCUGAAGUCAUCUUAGAUCUCGGCUGGGAUCAUUCCUGUGAUGUCUGGAGCAUAGGUUGUAUCCUCAUUGAGUACUACCUUGGAUCGACUCUAUUCCAGACCCACGACAGUAAAGAGCACCUUGCUAUGAUGGAGAGAGUUCUGGGCCCUAUUCCCACAAACCUUCUGGAGAAAACCAGGAAACAGCGGUAUAUCCACCGAUCCAAACUGGACUGGGAUGCUCAGAGCUCUAGUGGGAGAUACGUCAGGAAACACUGCAAACCUCUCAAGCAUUACAUGGUGUCUCAGGAUGAAAACCACCACCAGCUGUUCGACCUCAUUAAGAAGAUGCUGGAGUAUGACCCAGCUAAGCGCCUCACUCUAGAUCAGGCCCUCCGUCAUCCCUUCCUGUCAUGCUACCGCAAAAGCAGCAGCAGCAGCAGCAGCAGCAAAAGAGACUGAGUCAACCUCUGACCUGCGACCUUGUCCCAGGCUCGGCUGUCAUCAUGAUAUUAAUCAUGGUGCUCAUGUCCGCCUCUACUUCCCGACUCUCCAGGAGAGGUGAAUCUUAACUGACUGUAUCAGUCCACUGCCCUACUGUCCUGUCUUAAACCAGUGGGAUGGUUAUUCUCAUAAAUCCACAAGUUGUGUUUUUGUCUGUGAAAUGUUUUGGCGUAAUGAAUCCCUCAACUGAUUUGUAUUUAUUUGCCAUUGUAAUUAAAAUAGUAGAGUGAGUCUACUGUGAGAGCUGUUUUUUUUUUCUUUCUUAUGAUUUGUCCAAUUUCUGUCAUGUAUUGUCAAGUAGUUAAGAGAUUGAGAAAUGCUUUUCACUGCAUCUGCCUUACCAGUAAUUUAUUCAGCAUUGUAUUGUAAAAAAUGUUAUUGCAGGCAGGAAAUCUUUGUACAUAGUUCAGAUACUUUUUUCAUUGACUUCGUUGUGUACCUUUUUGCAGUAUCAUGUACUUUUUCUCAAUAAAGGUGUAUAGACCUGAA